AUGGAAACUGCACAGCAAGCAGAGUCAUCCCUAAAUCAUGCUGGAAGCUCAGAUGCAUCUGAAUCAAACAGCUCAAAUUAUGUAGCACAUGUCAAGAAGCUGCUAUAUCGCCCAAUGCUGGUUGGAAUCAAGGAUGGACGGUUCUUUAUAGGCUCAUUCUAUUGCAUGGAUAAGCAAGGGAACAUAAUUCUUCAAGAUGCAGUAGAAUAUCGGAGCACUAGGCGUUCUUCUCCCUCCCCAAUGGAGCACAGAGGUGUUGGUCUCAUUUUGAUUCCUUUUUCUUGUCGAACUUCUUGUCAUGUGGAUUGCGCAAUUGAAGAACAGUUGUCUCUAUUGUCACUUCAGGAGAAGAAAUCGUAA
Messenger RNA from Fraxinus pennsylvanica, 360 nucleotides. NCBI's taxonomy places the organism in Eukaryota, Viridiplantae, Streptophyta, Magnoliopsida, Lamiales, Oleaceae. The record is from the annotation of a GenBank genome assembly.